Dissoconium aciculare CBS 342.82 is the source of this 297-nucleotide messenger RNA. RefSeq lists its product as uncharacterized. Gene Ontology annotation, cellular component: BLOC-1 complex. The annotation marks the transcript as partial. Gene Ontology annotation, biological process: endosomal transport. The transcript has a single exon. NCBI's taxonomy places the organism in Eukaryota, Fungi, Ascomycota, Dothideomycetes, Mycosphaerellales, Dissoconiaceae. The record is from RefSeq and is a predicted model, not a curated record.
CGCGCUCAGCGCGAGGCUCGUGCUGCAGUGCUGGCUUCGCUUGAGUCGGCCGGUAGUAGCCAUGCAGCGCAACUCCAGCAACGCGCCACAGACAUCCACCUUCAAUCCAAAACCAUCCAACAGCAAGAACGUGACUUGGCAAAGAACACGAAGGCUCUUGCCAAAGAGACAAAGCUGCUACAGCGAGAAGCUGAUCGUGCCGUGACGGCGAUGAAGGAGCUUGGUGACGUUGAGAAUUGGGCAAAUAUGAUGGAGCAAGACUUCCUGGUCUUGGAAGAGACCAUGCGGUUGGUGGAU